AAUUGGAGGAGUUGUUGUUAGGUGGUCCAGGAGAACCGGUCGGGGAGGCAGGAAGGCGGCAAGAUGGUGUUGGAAAGCACUAUGGUUUGCGUGGACAACAGCGAGUAUAUGCGGAACGGGGACUUCCUACCCACCCGGCUACAGGCCCAGCAGGAUGCCGUCAACAUAGUCUGUCACUCCAAGACCCGUAGCAACCCUGAGAACAACGUGGGCCUCAUCACACUGGCCAAUGACUGUGAAGUGCUGACCACACUCACCCCUGACACCGGCCGCAUCCUGUCUAAGCUCCACACUGUCCAACCCAAAGGCAAGAUCACCUUCUGCACUGGCAUCCGCGUGGCCCAUCUGGCCCUGAAGCACCGACAGGGCAAGAAUCACAAGAUGCGAAUCAUUGCCUUUGUGGGAAGCCCCGUGGAGGACAAUGAGAAGGAUCUGGUGAAACUGGCCAAACGCCUCAAGAAGGAGAAAGUAAAUGUUGACAUUAUCAAUUUUGGGGAAGAGGAGGUGAACACAGAAAAGCUGACCGCCUUUGUAAACACACUGAAUGGCAAAGAUGGAACCGGUUCUCAUCUGGUGACAGUGCCUCCUGGGCCCAGCUUGGCUGAUGCCCUCAUCAGUUCUCCAAUUCUGGCUGGGGAAGGCGGUGCCAUGCUGGGUCUUGGUGCCAGUGACUUUGAAUUUGGAGUGGAUCCCAGUGCUGAUCCUGAGCUGGCCUUGGCCCUUCGUGUUUCUAUGGAAGAGCAGCGGCAGCGGCAGGAGGAGGAGGCGCGGCGGGCAGCUGCCGCCUCUGCCGCUGAGGCCGGAAUUGCUACGACUGGGACUGAAGACUCGGACGAUGCCCUGCUGAAGAUGACCAUCAGCCAGCAAGAGUUUGGCCGCACGGGGCUCCCCGACCUAAGUAGUAUGACCGAGGAAGAGCAGAUUGCAUAUGCCAUGCAGAUGUCCCUCCAGGGCGCAGAAUUUGGCCAGGCAGAAUCAGGUGACAUUGAUGCCAGUUCAGCCAUGGACACAUCUGAGCCCGCCAAGGAGGAGGAUGAUUAUGAUGUGAUGCAGGACCCCGAGUUCCUUCAGAGUGUCCUGGAGAACCUUCCAGGUGUGGAUCCCAACAAUGAGGCCAUUCGAAAUGCCAUGGGCUCCCUGGCUUCCCAGGCCACCAAGGAUGGCAAGAAGGACAAGAAGGAGGAGGACAAGAAGUGAGACUGGAGGGAAAAGGGAGCUGAGCCUGUGCAGGGGGCCGAGUAGGGUGGGGUGGGAUAUAGAGUUAGAUGCGUUGUCUGUGACCACUGCAACCUAAAUAAAGCUUGGCAACUCUUUUU
Molecule: messenger RNA, 1316 nt
Organism: Lipotes vexillifer (Yangtze River dolphin)
Lineage: Eukaryota; Metazoa; Chordata; Mammalia; Artiodactyla; Lipotidae
Gene: PSMD4
Product: proteasome 26S subunit ubiquitin receptor, non-ATPase 4
Exons: 10
Coding region: 64-1197 (377 amino acids)
Biological process (GO): proteasome-mediated ubiquitin-dependent protein catabolic process
Cellular component (GO): proteasome regulatory particle, base subcomplex; nucleus; cytosol
Molecular function (GO): polyubiquitin modification-dependent protein binding
Source: RefSeq, a predicted model, not a curated record